Molecule: messenger RNA, 1933 nt
Organism: Astyanax mexicanus (Mexican tetra)
Lineage: Eukaryota; Metazoa; Chordata; Actinopteri; Characiformes; Acestrorhamphidae
Gene: hdac3
Product: histone deacetylase 3
Exons: 15
Coding region: 130-1416 (428 amino acids)
Molecular function (GO): histone deacetylase activity
Source: RefSeq, a predicted model, not a curated record
AUGACGUAUCUGUGCGCGUGUAUAUGAUGGCGACUGUGCGGCGGAUGUGUUUGUAGCGGUUUGGCGGAGAGUUUUAUCGAAUAAUCGCAUUUUAACGCUUUUAAUCGAUUGCUUAAAUCUGGUGGUAAAAUGACGAAUCGAACGGCGUAUUUCUAUGACCCGGAUGUGGGUAAUUUUCACUACGGUGCUGGUCAUCCAAUGAAACCCCACAGACUGUCCCUCACCCACAGUCUGGUCCUGCAUUAUGGCUUAUAUAAAAAAAUGAUGGUUUUUAAACCAUACAAAGCCUCUCAGCACGAUAUGUGUCGAUUCCACUCAGAGGACUACAUCGAUUUCCUGCAGAAAGUCAGCCCAAACAACAUGCAGGGCUUCACCAAGAGCCUCAACACAUUCAACGUUGGAGACGACUGUCCUGUGUUUCCGGGUCUGUUUGAGUUCUGCUCCAGAUACACCGGAGCGUCUCUACAGGGAGCAACUCAACUCAACCAUAAGAUAUGUGAUAUCGCUAUUAACUGGGCUGGAGGUUUACAUCACGCUAAAAAGUUUGAGGCGUCUGGAUUUUGUUAUGUGAACGAUAUUGUUAUCAGUAUUCUGGAGCUGCUUAAGUACCACCCACGCGUUCUGUACAUCGACAUCGAUAUUCAUCACGGUGACGGAGUUCAGGAGGCGUUUUAUCUCACAGACCGAGUGAUGACUGUGUCCUUCCAUAAAUACGGAAACUACUUUUUCCCAGGAACAGGUGACAUGUAUGAGGUUGGAGCGGAGAGUGGGCGUUAUUACUGCCUGAAUGUUCCUCUGAGGGACGGGAUAGAUGAUCAGAGCUACAGGCAGCUGUUCCAGCCUGUGAUAAAGCAGGUGGUCGACUUCUAUCAGCCCACCUGUAUCGUGCUUCAGUGUGGAGCCGACUCUCUGGGCUGUGACAGACUCGGAUGCUUCAAUCUCAGUAUACGAGGUCACGGGGAGUGUGUGGAGUUUGUGAAGAGUUUUAAGAUUCCUCUGCUGGUUCUGGGAGGAGGAGGGUACACUGUACGCAACGUGGCUCGAUGUUGGACGUACGAGACGUCUUUGCUGGUUGAUGAGUCCAUUAGUGAUGAGUUACCCUAUAGUGAGUAUUUUGAGUAUUUUGCUCCUGAUUUCACACUUCAUCCUGACGUCAGCACACGGAUCGAGAACCAGAACUCCAGACAGUACCUGGAGCAGAUCCGUCAGACGGUGUUUGAGAAUCUGAAGAUGCUGAAUCACGCUCCCAGCGUUCAGAUCCACGACGUCCCCUCAGACCUGCUGAGCUACGAGCGCAGCGACGACGCCGACCCUGACGAGAGAGGAUCUGAGGAGAACUACUCCAGGCCUGAGGCAGCGAAUGAGUUCUAUGACGGUGAUCACGAUAACGAUAAAGAGAGCGACGUGGAGAUCUGACCCCCGGCGACCUCGUCUCUGACGCUUCGUAAAAUGACCCAUUCUUUCUGUUCGCCUUUAUUCUGAACUCACGCCGAGUACCCUCAAUGUUUCCUCAUUUCAGAACAUUUCUUGUUUAUCGAUGUUCGUUUUUCUGUAUUAAUUACUUUAUUUUGUAUUGUUUUUGAGGUAUAUGAAGUCUAUAAUACUGUUUUUAUUCUCUCAUCAAUAUUGCCCUUUUUUCAAAACCUGAACUCAGCUCAGACCUGCAGUCGUUUACACACACAUUACUGCAAUAUAUAUACAGUAAUAUUACAGCGCGUCCUAAAAAUGAUGAACUGAUAACGGCUCUGAAUCUCAACACUGACGCUCGUUGAUGAAUUCAGUGAACACUGCAUUUUUAGAAUAAAUAAAUGAACAGUUCGGUCAUUGGAGAAUACUGCUUUAUGAUUUAUUAUUUGGUUAACUGUGUUCAUAUUUUAAUGUUGUUGUUUGUACAGAAUUUGUAUGUGCAUUUAAUAAACACUUGUUAAUUCUC